Molecule: messenger RNA, 2201 nt
Organism: Mercenaria mercenaria
Lineage: Eukaryota; Metazoa; Mollusca; Bivalvia; Venerida; Veneridae
Product: golgin subfamily A member 6-like protein 24
Exons: 5
Coding region: 39-1334 (431 amino acids)
Source: RefSeq, a predicted model, not a curated record
AUGCAUUUUGACGUUACUGACGCAACAAUUUAUGUCACAUGACGUUAACGUCGCUUAGCGACGGCAGUAACAGAGCGGAGGAGAGGCAACCAUAUAGGCGCGGGUUUUUCUCACUAGGCGGCAUGGCCAAAAAUCGUCCGCCUGGUGCCAGAUUAAUAGAAGUUAAGCCUGUCGCAGAUGACGGGAAAAAACUUCCUCCACUCAAAAGUAAAAAUGAAAACGCCAUGGAAAAGUUAAACGUAGCAGAUCGUAACAAAUCGAAAUUGAUUAUCGUCAAACCGAAAGAAGUGUCAGAGCAUGAGAGCCAGCUUGCGGAAAUUGACAGUUCAUUCCAGGAGGUUGAGUUGACAUAUGCGCAGCAUGUUAAAGAUCAGCCGAUCGUUAAAGAGGAAAAAGUCCAAGAAGCUGAAGAAGGUGCAAAUGAAGAUGAAAAAGUAAAAGAACAAAGAAAUGAAAUAAAGAAGAAAAGGAAAAGAAUAAAAAAGAACUCAGUUUUACCGCUAGAUGUUACGUCAUUGGGUUACUUAGAAGGAAAUAGUGAAGAGCCCAAAUAUAUCGGAGAACCGGACAGCAGACUCGGCAAGAAGAAGAAAGCGACAAAGAAGGACAAGUCAAAAAAGAAUAAAAAGAAGAAAGAAAAGACGGAACAAGUUGUAAAGGCCGUUGAAACAACAAGGGGACCGGAGCAAGAAAUAGUUGCAGUCCCACCUCAGAAUGACAAACAAGCAGACGAUGAAAAGAAAACGAGAAAGCUUCCCUGUUGCUUCGGCUUCUUUUCGACUUGGCUCGCCAAAAGAAAGCAGAAAAGACGAGACAAGAAGAAGAAAGCCAUUGCCGACAGAUGUAGCCCGCCAAAACUUGUUCAAUAUGAGCACAAGAAGGCAAAAGGAGGCGAAGCUUUCAUCAUUGAGGUUGAUAGUAGACCGGUAAUACAGAAACCGCUCCUGCCACCUAUAAAACAGACUGCCGGACCGAUACGCCGAGGAAUAGAUUUGCGUCUUCGAACAGCCGAGGCAAGAAGAGAGGAUGAGUUAGCCAAGAGACGGGAAGCUGUAAGAAAGUAUGAAAGGAAAAAGAUCGAGUGUAAAGAAAGAAAGGCAGACGCUGACUACCACUUCCGGAAAAAGGCAGGCCUUACCAUAAGGUACAAGCAGGCCGACGCUGAAAGGAACCGCAAUAAUCUUAGCCGUUGCGCAACAAUUGCCAGACCUGCAUCUAUCCAGUCAUCAUCCAGCGAAUCUGUGAUCAUCGAAAAUGACCCAGACGCUUUCAAAGUCGACGAAAAUGAUCCAGAUGCUUGGAAAGUCGACGGUGUCGACUGUUUCACCUAUUAAAUUUUUAUGUCGACCGACUGCCCCCUGUAUAUGGUAGACCUUUACAAUGUGCUGGUCACGUGGGCAGGAAGUUAUAUAAUUUUGGAUCGAUAAAACGAAAAUUAUUUUUAAAAUAAAGAUCUUUUAUUACAUUUUUUUUAUAUUUAAACCAAUUGAAAAAAACAUUUUCAUAGUAAUUCACCUGUAGAUAUUUUGCCAAGAUUAAAUAUCAUGUUUUUCUAAAGUCUUCUAAAAUCGUUUUCGAUCUACCUGUGUUACCAUGAUUAUCAUGGUAAGGUAUGAUUAAAAAAAUCAACAAAAAUAUUAAAAAGAAAAAAAAACAUAUAAAAGAAUCAUAAAAAUACAAAAAAAAAAAAUCACUUCCAUCUUAGCAUGGAAAGGUAUGAUACACACAAAUUAAUGUAAUUUUCAUAAUGAAAUAAGGCCUGCUUCAAAAUGAUUUCUAACACAUUUUUAUUAUACACAUAUCACACUUGAAAUAAUAAACUGUGGGUAAACUUUUUUAUAACCAUUUUCGGCCACUAGGACAACUAAGAUUUUUUUAUAUCUAAUUAUGCAAUUUUAUACUGAUAUAUUGAAGACAUGUUAAAAUCAUACCUGUUAAAAAUGUAUUAGCAGAAUCUAUCACUUUUAUUUCGUACAUCACUCCUGUUCACGUGACUCAGUUCAAAAAUUCCAUGGCAUUUCUUUACGCCUUGGUCUACUGUUGUAGGGUGGUAGUCGGUCGUGUUUGGCAUUGUUUUUGAAAUCUGAAGAAAUUUUAUUCUGCAUAUAUAACACUGAGUGUAACUUUUUAUUUACCCCCAUCAAUAUAAAAACUUGUUAUAAAUAAAUUCAGAUGAAAGGUUAAUAAAAUAUUAUUUUACA